Molecule: messenger RNA, 672 nt
Organism: Solanum stenotomum
Lineage: Eukaryota; Viridiplantae; Streptophyta; Magnoliopsida; Solanales; Solanaceae
Exons: 2
Coding region: 1-672 (223 amino acids)
Source: RefSeq, a predicted model, not a curated record
AUGGAGUUACUCCUUCUUGUGCCCAUACUCUGCGUUAUUCUGAUACCUGGUUCCUUCAUUUCGUGCGCCAUAUGCCAGAAGUAUAAGAAAAAACCUCAAGCAAGCGAUGUGGAAAUAGGCAGUGGGGCCAGCGGAUUACGAGACGGGAAUUUGGUUGUGUUGGCCGGCGCCGGAGCAGCUGCCAUCGCCGGUGGUGCAGCGGUAGCGGCAGUGGUUGGUAGCAGUGAUAGGGACAAAGGUAAUAAUAAUAACACUAGUGGUGGUGCUGCUGCUGCAGCAACUGGAACCAGCACUACUGCAGAUGCUGGUACAUCGUCGUCCCAGGGUUGUUGUUGCGGUGGUGGUGGUGAUGGCAGUGGUUGUGGUGGUGGUGGUUGCGGUGGUUGUGGUGGAUGUGGCGAGAAGCAGAAUAAGGAGGAGGAAGGGGCAGAUGUGGGAAUUGGUGCGACAACGAAUCAUAGCGGAGGAUUAAAAGAUGGAAAUAUGAUUGUUUUAGCUGUCGCUGGUGGUGCAGCGGCAGCCACAGCGGUUAAUAGCAAUAGUGGUGGUUGUGGAGAAGCUGCAGCAGGAAUCAGCACUACUGCAGAUGCUGGUACGUACCAGGGAUGUUGUUGCGGUGACGGUGGUGGUGAUGGUGGCGGUUGUGGUGGUUGCGGUGGAUGUGGCAGAUAA